Canariomyces notabilis is the source of this 1383-nucleotide messenger RNA. RefSeq names its product isocitrate dehydrogenase NADP-dependent. The transcript is spliced from 3 exons. Lineage: Eukaryota; Fungi; Ascomycota; Sordariomycetes; Sordariales; Chaetomiaceae. Gene Ontology annotation, biological process: isocitrate metabolic process; NADP+ metabolic process. The coding region runs from base 1 to 1383 and encodes 460 amino acids. The record is from RefSeq and is a predicted model, not a curated record. Gene Ontology annotation, molecular function: NAD binding; magnesium ion binding; isocitrate dehydrogenase (NADP+) activity. Gene Ontology annotation, cellular component: mitochondrion.
AUGCCUCCCAUCGCCACCUCGGCCUUCCGUGCCUCCUCCUCCUUCCUCUCCAGAACCGCUUGUUCUCGCACGCCGGUCACUGUAGCAUCCCGAGCCGCUCCCGUCUUCCUCUAUUCUCACAUCAGCCGGCGCACCAUGGCCACCAACGCCCCCGCCAAGAUCAAGGUCAAGAACCCCGUUGUCGAGCUUGACGGCGAUGAGAUGACGCGCGUGAUCUGGAAGGACAUCAAGGAGAAGUUUAUCUACCCCUACCUGGAUGUAGAUCUCAAGUAUUACGAUCUCGGUCUCGAGUACCGCGACCAGACCAACGACCAAGUCACCCUGGACGCCGCCGAGGCCAUCAAGAAGUACUCAGUUGGCGUUAAGUGCGCCACCAUCACCCCUGAUGAGGCCCGCGUCAAGGAGUUCAAUCUCAAGCAGAUGUGGCUAUCACCCAACGGCACCAUCCGGAAUGCUCUAGGCGGCACCGUCUUCCGUGAGCCAAUCGUGAUCCCCCGCAUUCCUCGCCUGGUGCCUGGGUGGAAGAAGCCCAUCAUCAUUGGCCGUCACGCCUUUGGCGACCAGUACCGGGCCAAGGACCUGGUUGCUCCCGGCCCUGGCAAGCUCAGCAUGGUCUACACCCCUGAGGGCGGGCAGCCGCAGGAGAUUGAGGUGUUUGAGUUCAAGAACGGCGGCGGCGUCGCGCAGACCCAGUACAACACGGACGAGAGCAUCACCGGCUUCGCCCACGCCAGCUUCAAGCUGGCCCUCGACAAGGGUCUUCCCCUGUACAUGAGCACCAAGAACACCAUCCUCAAAAAGUACGACGGCCGCUUCAAGGAUAUCUUCCAGGAGCUGUACGACACGCAGUACAAGGCCGAGUUCGAGGCCAAGGGCAUCUGGUACGAGCACCGCCUGAUUGACGACAUGGUCGCCCAGAUGAUCAAGAGCUCUGGCGGUUACAUCAUGGCUCUGAAGAACUACGACGGCGACGUACAAUCCGACAUCGUCGCACAAGGCUUCGGCUCACUAGGCCUCAUGACCUCGGUACUCAUCACGCCCGACGGCAAGACGUUCGAGUCGGAGGCGGCGCACGGGACCGUGACGCGGCACUACCGCGAGCACCAAAAGGGCCGCGAGACGUCGACCAACCCCAUCGCCUCCAUUUUCGCGUGGACCCGGGGCCUGAUCCAGCGCGGCAAGCUCGAUAAUACCCCCGAGGUGGUCGCCUUUGCCGAGUCCCUCGAGCGCGCCUGCGUCGACACGGUCGACGUUGACGGCAUCAUGACCAAGGACCUCGCCCUCGCCUGCGGCAAGACGGCCCGCGAGGACUACGUCACCACGGGCGAGUACCUCAACGCUGUUGAGAGGAGGCUUAAGCAGAGCUUGAAGGAGAAGCUUUGA